CCGCGCACCGUGACGCCGGCGGCGCGCCGGCGGGCGGGCGUUGCCAUGGAGGCGGCGGACGAGUGGCUGCUGCAGUCGCUGCGGCUGUACCGCGACCUGCACACCUUCGAGCUCCAGGCGCCCACCCGCCUCAUCGAAUGGGCCCGCGGGGACCGUGUCUGUGUGGCCGGGUAUGGACAGUCUGAUGGGAACGAGAUCCUGCAGCUGAUCCCACCGCCAACGCUGCUGACAAAGGAGACCCAGGGCCUGUGUCCAGAGAGAGAUUUCAAGGUAGAAUGUGGUGGAUUUUCAGAGCGCCCAGUGUACAGCCUGAAAUAUGUGCCAGACACCAGCUUGCUGGUAACAAGCGGCCCACCCGACAGCUCCCUCCAGGUCUGGCAGGUGUCAGCAGAGGACUCUGAUGUUAUUAAAUCUGUGAACACCAUAGCAACAGAACAUGGCACUGGGCAAUCCUGGGCUAAAAUUGCCACCAUUUCAGCCAGAGCCCCAUGGGUCCUUCAUGGCUCAAGACUUGACAGAGUCCAAAUUACAGAGGUCGAAUCAAGGAAAAAUGUCUACACAGCAGGUAUUCAAGCUUCCCGAGGCAGCGAGGAGCUCAGCAGCCUGGCCUUCCUGGACUGCAGCACGCUGCUUCUGUGCUGUGCCACGGGCCGGCUGUGCCUGGCCGACACGCGGCAGCCGCAGGGUGUCACGGAGGCCGUGCCGGUGCCCUCGGCGCCGUGCGCUGAGCGGUGGUGCAUGGCCACCAGGCAUGGAGCGCAGGGCCUGGAGCCCAGCUCCCAGCCCGUGGCUCGCCUCUCGAGCGGGGGGCUCCUCACCCUGACAGACCUCAGGAAAACCUCUGAGGUCCUGGCUUCGGCCAAGGCCAGAGUCCCCUCUCCUGGAUCAGGUGCGGAGUUCCUGUGUGUCUCCUGGGCUCCGGCUCUGGAAGGCUACCUUGCCAUUUCAGGUUUUGAUGGCACCGUGCAUGUAUAUGACACACAGAGCUGGGACAGUUCUGGCAGGGAAGCAGAGCCCAUCUUCGUUCACAAAGGCCACACAUUUGGUGGAGCAGGUGGCAGCAGGGACCCUCCCCUGGUCACUGUGCACACAUGGCAUCUGCAGAAACCCAGAACUUUGUUGUCAGCAGCGAGUGAUGGUUCCUUGCACGUCUGGGACUGGGUUCAGCCCUGUGGGAAGUGUGGGUAGGUGGUGUUUUGGUGAGAUGGGGCAUUUCCUGCCUCUGGUGUCAUUUUUGUGGGUUGCAGUGUGUGUGUGUUUGCCUGCAGAUACUGUUUGGAGACUGUUGCAGUGAGCAGAACAACUGUAAAAUUUCUAUUUUAAUAAUAGUAAAAAUUUUGUCUGUGUUA
Messenger RNA from Passer domesticus (house sparrow), 1349 nucleotides. It is a transcript of the gene WDR73, whose product is annotated as WD repeat domain 73. Gene Ontology annotation, cellular component: cytosol; spindle pole. Bases 46 to 1188 code for a protein of 380 amino acids. The record is from RefSeq and is a predicted model, not a curated record. The transcript has 8 exons. Gene Ontology annotation, biological process: cytoplasmic microtubule organization. Gene Ontology annotation, molecular function: protein binding. Lineage: Eukaryota; Metazoa; Chordata; Aves; Passeriformes; Passeridae.